GAAGCAGAUCCAGUGAGGGGCAAUUGGCUGCGAUAAGGGAGGGGGUAAAAGGAGAGUGACCUGGGGACAUCGUGGCCAUGGAGGUGGAAGAGAGGGUGAAGGGUUUGGCAGGAACUGGAAGGAGGAAUUGGGAGAGAGCAGAGGGAGGGCAUUGGGGCUGCUUGGCAGCAUGGGGUGCUCCGUCCUGUAGGAUUUUGGAGGAGGCAGCACAGAGGAGAUGGAGAGAUCCAUGGGUGCAGGACGUGGGGUGCGGGGCACGGAGCUGGGGACCCCUCCCAGCACCUAGGGGUGGCCUCUGCCAGGCAGGGACAGAUGUGAGCGGUUCCUGCUGAGCAUGGGGACAAGGACGCAGACACACAGAGCGUGGCUUUGCUGAGGGCUUUGUUGAUCACUGGAGGAUGUCAGCGAUCAUCAGGGUCUUCCUUCUUCUUCAGAGGACUCCAUUGGUCAGCAGAGGAUGUCGGAAGGUGUCACUGACCAUGGAGAAGCCUUGUCCGUGCAGGGUUUGUGCCCCAGGACUUUGGGCAGGAGGAGGGCUGGCAGCAGCCCAGGGCAGGAUGUGGGUCCCCUGGGGACAGCAGCCACAGCCCCUGUCCCACCUCCUCAGUGACGCUGGGAGUCAGUGUCAGACGCCCUCAGUGUCCCUGUUCCAGUGCCAGGCUUAUUGUAAUGGACUUCAUCCUUAUGCCCAUUCUAAAGAUUUGUCCCUUGCUUUUUGCAGCUCCCCUUGAGAUACUGAAGGCCGCCCUUAGAAGGUCUUUUCUUCUGCUGGCUGCCAAAUUCGAUGCGUGUCAUGAAGUGCUUUGUAAGGACAAAGCAGUGGAACGUCUUUAUCCUCGAGAGAAUAGUUUUUAAAAGUCAGAUGGCCUCUGCUCUAGAAGCAGAUGUCAAAUGUGGCUUUUCUCCAUGGAAAACUGAUGCCUGGCAACUUGGAGACUAACGCAUAUUGCUUGGCUGACAGAGUUUUUGGCCGUUCUGUGGCAUGGAAUGCAACCAGCAUGGAAGCAUCGUUUGUCGCUGUGGAUUCUGAGUAAGAUUUCUCACCCUCUGCUCAUGAUGGGACCCGUCUGGUGCAGGCAAUCCGGUGCCGCCCCAAGCGCCCGGUGUGCAGUGGAACAGCGUCCUGCAUCCUUCCAUCAACCAGUCAGGCUUUGUGCAAGACCCAGGUUACUUGCAGAGGAAUGCUCAGGUGCCGCAGCACAGCUCUUCCCAGUCCGGCUCAGCCUUAUUUCUCCAUCUGCCUUCUGGAGGACAGAUGCACGCUGCAGUGGGGCCAUAUCAGCAGAACUGCACGGGAAGCCACAGACCCCAGGCCGGGCAGCACAGCCCUCAAGGCCACCCGGUUAUCCCAGUGUGAACCAAGGGGGAAUGCUGGGCACUGGACCUCCUUACGGACAGGGAACUAACAGCAUGGCUGGUGUGAUCAACCGCCAGGGCCCACCUUAUCCCAUGGGUGGGAACAUGGCUAACGGCUCUGCAGGGGUGGCAGCAAGUCCUGAAGUGAUGGGUCUGGCGGAUGUCAAAUUAACUCCUGCAACUAAAAGAAGAAAGAGGGGAGAAGAGACCCAAAAAGCAGAACUGCAGUCGAAGAAUCCCAGGCGACCGAUGGACAGCAGCUGCACCCCACCUGCCAAGCGGCUCAAAGCGGGGAUGCACAGCGUCCCAUGCAGCGCCGGGCAGGGGCAGCCGCAGCAGCAGCCCAGAGCUCUGGAGAAUCGCACCGCUCCCAGCAAAUCUGCAUCCCCGCAGCCAGGGAGGGGAAAGAAGAAGGCAGGACCGCCCAUCCCCGCCGCGCACGUGGCACCGGCAGCGGAACAGCCUGCCAGGAAGCGACGGGCCGUCUCCUUCCCUCCGGGAUCGGUGGAAGCUGCCAAGCCGGUGUUACAGAAAAGGAGGCGGCUGACAGCAGCAGAUGUUGGAGCUCCUGCAGCCUGGAGGGUGAUGAUGUCUCUGAAGUCUGGGCUGCUCGCUGAAAGCACGUGGGCCUUAGACACCAUAACUGUCCUGCUCCACGAUGACAGCAGCGUCGCGUCCUUUGACCUCAGGCAGCUGCCAGGCCUGCUGGAAGUCCUGGUGGAGUAUUUCCGCCGCUGCCUGAUCGAGGUCUUUGGAAUCCUGGAGGAGUACGAGGUGGGUAUUUGCCCAGGGCAAAGAUCACUCUGUGGGUUGGAGGGCGCCCACCUGCUCUGGCAGCUUGGCGGCGGAGAUACCACUGAGCACAUCCAGACCCACUUUGAGAGCAAGAGAGAGCGCUCCACGGCUGAGAGCAAUGGAAAUGCUCGGGAAGGGCAGGCUCCUCCAUCUGACAGCUCCUCAGCAAUUCUGGAGGAUGAGCCUCGCAGCAGAGACGAGGCACCGCUCUGCCUCACCCACGACUGGCAGGACUCUGUGGCGAAGCGCUGCAUCUGUGUCUCCAACAUCAUCAGGAGCUUGUCGUUUGUGCCGGGCAAUGACGCCGAGAUGUGCAAACACGCCGGGCUGCUGCUGAUCCUGGGGAAACUGCUGCUCUUACACCAUGAGCACCCAGAGCGCAAGCAGGCAGCCCUGAGCUCGGAGAGAGAGGAGCUCGAGCAGGACCAGGGGCUGAGCUGCGGCCAGGAGGAGUGGUGGCGGGACUGCCUGCAGGGGCUGCGUGAGAACACACUGGUGACGCUGGCCAACAUUUCUGGCCAGCUGGACCUGUCCCCUCUCCCAGAAAGCCUCUGCUUGCCCAUCCUGGACGGACUCCUCCACUGGGCAGUGUGUCCAUCAGCAGAGGCCCAGGACCCUUUUCCAGCGCUGGGGUCGAAUGCCGUCCUCUCCCCUCGGAGCCUGGCUUUGGAAACGCUCAGCAAACUGAGCACCCGGGACACCAACGUGGAUUUGAUCCUCGCAGCUCCCCCCACCAGCCGCUUGGAGAUGCUGUACAGCACCCUGCUGCGUUUCCUCCGCGACAGAGGGAGCCCGGUGUGCCGAGAGAUGGCGGUGAUCCUACUGGCCGCCUUGGCACAGGGGGACAGCCUGGCAGCGAGGGCGAUUGCCUCGCAGGAGAGGAGUGUGGGCGACUUGCUGGGCUUCUUGGAGGACGGGCUGGCCGCCGCACGGUGCCAGCAGAGCCAGGCCGGCCCGGUGCCCGAGCAGAACGCGCCCUGCGAGCCACCGAGCGUGGACAUGAUGCGCCGAGCGGCUCGGGCGCUGCUCGCCCUGGCCGAGGUGGGCGAGAGCCGCUCGCAGUUCAUGCUGCACGAGUCGCGGCUGUUGGACAUCUCCGUGUCGCCCGCGGUGGAUUCCUUGCUCUCCCAGGUCAUCUGCGACGUGCUGUUCUUCAUUGCCCGGCCCUGACAGCUGCGGGGUGCAGCUCACCCUGCGUGAGCGGAGAACUGAGAAGCCGACGGUUGCCCUUUAUUUAUGCACAGCCACCUCGGGAAUCCACUGCCUGCCCUGCGCUGUCCUGCUUCUCUCUUGGAGGAUGAUGUCCCCAUUUCCUUUCCCCUUCUCCUUCAAAUUUCUUCAAAUUUGUCCCAAAACCCUCAUUAAAAGACACAAAAUUCUUUCUA
Tympanuchus pallidicinctus (lesser prairie-chicken) is the source of this 3536-nucleotide messenger RNA. Its product is annotated as AT-rich interactive domain-containing protein 1A-like. The record is from RefSeq and is a predicted model, not a curated record. Bases 988 to 3321 code for a protein of 777 amino acids. The transcript is spliced from 9 exons. Gene Ontology annotation, biological process: chromatin remodeling; regulation of transcription by RNA polymerase II; positive regulation of DNA-templated transcription. Gene Ontology annotation, cellular component: nucleoplasm; brahma complex; nBAF complex. Lineage: Eukaryota; Metazoa; Chordata; Aves; Galliformes; Phasianidae. Gene Ontology annotation, molecular function: nucleosome binding.